Rhipicephalus sanguineus (brown dog tick) is the source of this 9036-nucleotide messenger RNA. RefSeq names its product potassium voltage-gated channel protein Shaker (gene shaker). The record is from RefSeq and is a predicted model, not a curated record. Gene Ontology annotation, cellular component: voltage-gated potassium channel complex; membrane. The transcript is spliced from 5 exons. Gene Ontology annotation, molecular function: delayed rectifier potassium channel activity; protein binding. Lineage: Eukaryota; Metazoa; Arthropoda; Arachnida; Ixodida; Ixodidae. The coding region runs from base 101 to 1711 and encodes 536 amino acids. Gene Ontology annotation, biological process: potassium ion transmembrane transport; protein homooligomerization.
CCGGCGGUGGCAGUGAUCGUGAUGAUGAUGGUGAUGUGCGCGAUGUCCAGCAGCCAAGUGUGGUGCGUACGUUCCUGUAAGGACUAAUGCUACCGAUGUCAUGGCGGCCGUUGGCAUAUGGUCCCAAGCCGGAACCGGCGGUCAAGAAACGCAGCUACCGCCGGAAAUACUGCACGACUAUAAUUGGCAGUCCUUGCCCAAGCUGAGCAGCGAGGAUGCGACGGGCGGCUGCGAAGCGGGGCUGUCCGGCGGCGGUGGGCUCGUGUCGCCUCCUGGCGGCGGCAACUUCGAGCCCAUCCCGCACGAACACGACCUCUGCGAGCGGGUGGUGAUCAACGUGAGCGGGCUGCGGUUCGAGACGCAGCUACGCACCCUGCACCAGUUCCCGGACACCUUGCUGGGAGACCCCGGGCGCAGGCUGCGGUACUUCGAUCCGCUGCGCAACGAGUACUUCUUCGACCGCAACAGGCCCAGCUUCGACGCCAUCCUCUACUACUACCAGAGCGGCGGCCGACUGCGGCGACCAGUGAAUGUUCCCCUGGACGUGUUCGCCGAGGAGAUCAAGUUCUACGAGCUGGGCGAGGGCACGUUCAACAAGUUCCGCGAGGACGAGGGCUUCAUCAAGGAGGAAGAGCGUCCCUUGCCUGGCCGCGACCUGCAGCGGCGCGUGUGGCUGCUCUUCGAGUACCCGGAGAGCUCGCAGGCUGCCCGUGUGGUGGCCAUCGUGUCCGUGGUCGUCAUCCUGCUCUCCAUCGUCAUCUUCUGCCUGGAAACGCUGCCCGAGUUCAAGCACUACCGCAUGUUCCCCGCCGGCAACAACAUGACGCGGGUGGUGGAGGACGAAGUGCCCAAGCUCACCGAGCCGUUCUUCCUGAUCGAGACGUGCUGCAUCGUGUGGUUCACCUUCGAACUGUUCGUGCGUUUUUGCGCCUGCCCCUGCAAGCUGGCGUUCUUCAAAGACGUGAUGAACAGCAUCGACCUCGUCGCCAUCAUCCCCUACUUCAUCACGCUGGGCACCGUGAUCGCGCGAGAGCGCGAAGGGCCCGGGUUCCUGCCGCCGGACAAGAGCUCGAACCAGGCCAUGAGCCUGGCCAUACUGAGGGUCAUCCGGCUGGUGCGCGUCUUCCGCAUAUUCAAGCUGUCGCGCCACUCCAAGGGCCUGCAGAUCCUCGGCCGCACGCUGCGCGCCUCCAUGCGCGAGCUGGGCCUGCUCAUAUUCUUCCUUUUCAUCGGAGUCAUCCUCUUCUCGUCGGCCGUCUACUACGCCGAGGCCGACUCAGACCGGUCAUACUUCAAGAGCAUCCCAGACGCGUUCUGGUGGGCCGUGGUGACAAUGACCACGGUCGGCUACGGCGACAUGCGCCCCGUGGGCGUCUGGGGCAAGAUCGUGGGCUCGCUGUGCGCCAUCGCCGGUGUGCUGACCAUCGCGCUGCCCGUGCCGGUGAUCGUGUCCAACUUCAACUACUUCUACCACCGGGAGACCGACCAGGAGGAGAUGCAGUCGCAGAGCUUCAAUCACGUCACCAGCUGCCCCUACCUGCCCGGCACCGUGGUCGCGGCCAAGCUGAAAGGGGACACCGACUCUCCGGACGAUUCAGACGUCCUCGAGCUGGACGACGCCACUUCGCUAGCACUGUUCUCCUCGCCUGCCGCCAACACUCAGGCAAACAGCACCAACAACCCCGCAGCCUCGCUCGAGACGGACGUCUGACAGCGGCAGCGGAAAAGCCGAGGGGCGUCCUGUCUACGGCACUCGCCGUGUAGGGCUCGAGUGAGCGGAUUCACCGCUAGAGGGAGCCACAGGAGUGCUCAGCCUGGUUUCGACAGCAAGCCAGGGGUCGCUUCGUCAAGGGGCGGUGCUUGGGUCCGCGGUAUAAGCCACGCAAGCCAGCCACGCCUCCUGUCGCACCACUGCCCCGCCAACGGCAGCACCCUGGCUACGCUUCCCAACGCCACCGAACGGCGUUUGCAGCGGCGCUGCUCCAAGACAGCUCAGGCCGAGAGGACGUGUUCACUAGUUGUUCGUCGCCGCCGCAAUUUCUCCUUUUCUUGGCGAAGCGAUGAUGAUGGAGCCGCCAGGCACCCGUGCGAGAAAUGCAAGAAGGGUCGGCAUUCAAAAUUUGGAGGAGCUGCUCGAGGGCUUUCGUCAGCAUUUCUUAGCCCGCAGAGCACUCCGAAAGGUGCCCUCAUAGUCAUUCUUGUCUCUCAUUCAUGGCGUCGUUUCUUGAUGCCCCGCCAAACCUCUCACACUCCACAAGUUCACCAAUGCAUCGUAGUCAAUUCGCAUUAUAUUCGCCGAUGCAUGUCUUUCUUUUUUCUCUCAAAUUAUUUUACACCGACACCUUCAAACCACCUUCUUCAUCGCACAGUCGAAUGAUGCAUGGUACGCUCAAAAGUCUCGUCACUGAAUUGCGUUGAAACACGUAAAGCUCUGCUGGCUAAAGAACGACCGACGGGAGUUCUCCCGGAAGUGGACAGUGGCGUUCGCUCGUUAAGUCGCCUGGCCUCUUCCGGAUCCGACGAGUUGUUUCUCUCUUCCGGAGUCGCCUUAGGUGUCACCGUCUUCGUCGAUCGAAGUACCGCUGGCCACCUCUCGUUCCCGGCGUCUCCCGCCGCGCCGCCUCCGCCGCCGACAACGUUUGCCGUCCAGGCCUCCGGCGGGACCCGAGGGAGGUGCCAGCGGGUCCUUCGUCAGCAUCGUCACCAACCGCCAUCGCCAGACUCGCGUUUCCUCGGUGGCACGGAAAAUCCUUUCUUGCGAUCACACACCGCGCAGUCUGCUGCGACCGUGUGUGAGACCUCAGAAGACGAGAGAACUGCUCCAAGCGACAGGGACGACUUUCAAUCGGACGGUGCGCCUGCUGACGGGGAUCGAGAGAACGCGUAGGUACUAGGACACGGUUUCGAGUACAAGCAAACGUGCGACCAGCGGAGGCACAACAGCGGCCCGGUCAUGCAUUCGUGCACCAAUGCAUGCUUUAAGAAGAGUGAACAUUGAAAUGUCACUACCAGCAAGCGUGUGGAAUUCCCAGCAAGGCCACAGAGAACCCGAUAGGAUGGGUUUGUCUGAUAACUAAGGCAACUGCUAUGUAGCGGAGGCCAAUGAAUCUUUAGCUCGAUUAAAGGAAAGUGUUGUUGCUUACGGUUGGAGUCAUCCUUGAAAAAUGCGAAUACGAUGAGCGGCGCCUCAGCAUUCAGGGAAUAAUUCCGUGCCACCAGGAAGCGCGAGCCGCGCUGUCGUCUUACCAACAACGAGGGCAGUGCCCGCGCCUCGCCACGUGGGCCCACCAAGUAAUAGAAAAAAGAACAUAGCAGCGCCGCGCGAGGCUUCCGCGCAUGCGCGGACGCCCGCAGUGUUUGUGCUCAGUGACGGUAUGUGUGCGUGCGGCGACGACAACACGGACAGAUGGACAAGAGAGAGACAGUGAUCUUCAAAUUCCACCUGUACAGUACUCUUCAAUUAUGCCACAUAUACAUAUAAUAUUAUAUAUACACACGCAAAUAUACAUGAUAUCACAACUCAGAGAAAAAUACGGCCCGUAGCGCCGAUACCUUUUCUUUGUUGCAGCCGACUGUUGAUCGUAAGUGGGUCUUACGAAAGACCAACACGUAUGCUGUUGUCUAUCCUUCAAUCUAGCUAUUUCUGGAUUAUUUUUUCCCGAAGCCUUGCUUUGUCCCAAGAGCAUUGUAUAACUGUUACUGGCCUCUUUCCCCCCGAAUACUAUUCGACUGAGAAAUGUACACUCACACUUGCCCGGUCUGAGAAGAGCCAACCUACAAGCUCUGCCGUCUGCCCAGCCGCACCACUCCGUCGAGCCUCGAUGAUUUUUUUGUUAUAUGGUUUUUAUACUGAAAAUUCGAAAGUUAUUUUUUUUCUUGCUGUAGCUUUUUCCGGAGGCAGUGAUGAGGCAUAGUACGGUAUCCGCUUAAUUUCCAGAAUGCAGAUGUAGUGCUUUAUUUUCCCAAAUUGUGGGCGUGGAUACAAUGCAAACUAAACAGCCGCUGCGCGGUAUAGCUGCGCGGUGUCGACAGACCUAUAACGCUGUGUAGCGUUAUACUCCUUGUCUGUCUCGAGCUCGACAAAACGUAAUUACAACUACAGAAUAUUUAGUAGCAAGGGACCAUGUCGAGACCGUGUAUAGAAGUAUAACACAAGCAAAAAUUCAGGUAAGUCCCACAGCCAAAGAGUAAAGUCAGUCUCGUCACUGCCAGAAGCAUAAUUUAACCGAAACUGACAGAGAAACGUUAUAUAUAAAGUUGCAUAAUGAACAACUCCGCAACGUUCUGCAAAUUGGUUAUACAACAGAAAGGGGCGUAAUGUGCCAUGAACGGUGUGUAUUAAUACUGUAUACCAUAAUAUUAAAAUGUACGUUACGAUUACACGACGCCAAACAACUUAUAAUUCCAGGCUGAUACCGCUUCUGCCGUCAUUUAACAUACAAUCUCUCACACUGCGACUGAAGAAAUCAGAAACUUCAGAAUAAUGAGCGCGUGAGUUUUCCCUGCAACCGUGAGAUCACCAAAACUUGACUCACGAGCAGCCGCCUUCCUUACACCUGACAUCAGACCAGAUAUUUAUCAGUUUUCAUUCCACCUGUGCCUACGUGCACUUACGUUCAUUUUAUUUCGUGAGAAAGCAAAGUAAACCUCGCCCUGAACACUUUCUAGUACUUUCAUUUGCAAAUUUCAAUUUCGAAAUUGUCAAUUUCUUUCGUCCUUAUCUGUUCAUCUUAACAACCGUAUUCAGGGCGCAUCCCCUACCGAGGCCUACAACUUCCCGCGAGCUCUUCUGCCGCGUGCAUCAGCGGAAUCUAUAGACGGCUUGGGCGGGCGACUCCAAAGUUUAUUGCGCUCAAAAGGUGUGCUUAGGGUGUGUUGUCUGUACAGGCUGCAGUGAACAGUUCCAAGUAUGUUACUAGAAUGAACGACGGAACACACGACAUACGGAGAAGCCCAAGCCGACAAUGCUUUGCACUGCACGUUUAGUAGGUAUAUAGAUGCACGAUAUGUGCAUGUCAAAACAGACGUAGUACAACACAACGUGGGCAAUAAACAAGAGAAAGAAAUCUAGCUUCGACGUUAAGGAAGAGUUCAUUCGGAAUGGCACGCUCAUGUGUCGGCUACAUGGCAGUGUUUCAAAACACUAGAUUGCUCAAUAAAUUCUCAAACGCUGAACCCUAACGAGGUGCGAAUGACUGUGCAGGCGACAGCAGCACAAAAAAUUCUAAGCUAUUUCCCCGAAAGGAAAAACAGACGGUACUUAAAACCGGAUGAGUACGGAGCGCAAGUGCGUGUGUUUUUCUUCAACAUGGAUGCUCGCAUUCGAACCCUUUCAGAGAUAGCCUCCUGCAAAGUGUCGGCCAUCAUUUCCCCAUCCCUCUUGCACACACACUUACACCACACGAUGUGUUGCUAUUGAGUGAAAGUUGCCAUGGUUGUGUGGCCUGUUUGUUCGUUUCACCCUGCUCCAGGUUGUUAUCCCCGUGUAGGUCAAGGCGAGUGAUAGAAACGAAGCGAACAUUUACGAUUGCAUUGAUACUCUACAUAUUAAGCCGUGCCCAGCCUGCGCGUAGGAUACGGAACGGCGACGCUUUGUAAGCAAGGUGCGUUAGAUGCGCACUCUCGUCCACUGUAGACCGCGAUUAUUUUUUCUAUCUGUUCCUAAGAGUUGCCCUCGAACAUUCGUCCUCUCGGAUGCUUUCUUUUCUUGCUCCGUCUUUAUCUACAGGAGCGUCGCGGUGCAUACGUAUACAGCAAAGCGGACGGCAAGUUAGCUAACCGCCAUUUUAGGUGGGCAUGUAGUCCUUCCAGGCAAAGCCCACGGCUCGCCAACGGUUGUGCGACUUCAUCUCUCUAAAGACUUGGGCGCGUUCUACGUGCUUCAAUUAGCAAGCGAUAUAUGUAUACCCACCAAGUGAGCUUCGUGGUCUGCUUAACCAUUUAAUCUUUCUCGAAAAACGUGAACGAUUGGAGACAGUGAUGGACAGUAUGACGAAGCGCCAAAAUUUUUUACGUCAUUUAAAAAAUAGCGCUGAGCUUCAUCCGUCAGGUUAGACUAUCUCAAGAGACUCGAGUGUGCUGAAAUUAUUUUUCAUAAUAUAUUAACCGUUAGCGCGUGUAGCCUCAUAAAAUGUUAAAAGCUUGCCUCAACCGUUCCCUCACAAACAGCAGCAGCGGGCAGAAUCUGUUACAACGCAUAUUUUCAGUCACCCGCUGCGGCCUUCUACAUGGCGUUUGCGAGGCUCUCUGUCAUUGGAAGUUUCACGCGAGCGACUGAAUUCAGUGAUCCCCUUGACACAAUCUCUAAAACGCCAACACCUAGCCGAGUCCUUGCCAUAUUCUAAACUGAACAAGUUACCUUCUAGAGCGGGCCCCUUCAUAGAUCGUCACUUACGCGAUCGUCCAAGGAAGGGCUAGUCGCCGUAGCAUGCCCCUUUCUCUCCAACUCGUCUUCAAAACAGUCAAUCUCCUCCUUGAUCAACCGCUCUCCAAACAUAGCUCGGCGCAGUAGUAGUUUUGAAACUCCAGGUAGAGUCGUCAGGCAGUAAUCUUUGACGAGAAGCUUACGGGAUUAAUGUAAAGAAUACUCAUUGUUCUGCCCUGCACCCCAGCGCAGGUAUAACAAGUGUAGUCACGUGCCCAGUAGGAGUUCUACAAAGCAUACAUAGAAGAGCCUUUCGUUGCCGUUGGUAUGCUAUGCCCGCACCAGAGGGCGUCCUCCGCUGUAGUAAACAGUCGAAUCGUCCUCUUCUGUGCCCGCUGAAGGGAUUUUCUUGUAAGAAUUGAACAAAAAUACUGAUGCAGUUUACGUUCAUCAGCCAAGCAAUCGUCCAGCAGACUUUGCGAGAUCGACGGAAUGCAACAAGGAAGGUGCCACGUGGCGGUAUUGCCAAAGAGUGAUUGUGCAAAUGAAGAGCAUUACAGAAAGACGGGUAGUUUCCACCGAACGCUUUUUUUGUCACGGGCUUAAUAUCGCGCUGUGCUGCAUCAGUACACGUUACCAUAUUUAAUAAAUAUAAUUCUGAAUGAAAUAGUGCGCUAUGCAUAGUUGUUUUUUUUUAUUAUAUUGUGAAACAAAACUGGUGCAACUGCAUUGUGCUGCAGUUUGAUGUAACAGCGAAUUUUCGAUGACGAGGAUUUGAUAUUCUUACUUUGGAGUACCACACAUCGCGCAUCCUUUGUGUGUGUUUAUUUCUCAUAAUAAUUCCUAACAACGAAGACCAGCGAUUACCUAGACUCUCAACAAUGAAAAGACACAGUCAUCUUUUAUCUUUUCAACCGUUAUUUGCAAGACAUAUUUCUUCAGUACACCUCAUGCUUGGCAAAAAUAUAAAUAAAUUUAAUCGGCCGAAGUAUAAUCUAAGUAAAUAAUGUCGCAAGCUCAUCAGCCUUCAGAACGUAAGAUAUGUUUCACUCAAAAGAGUACGUGCAAGCUAUUUCUCUUUCACGUUACUUAUUUAACUGCUCACCAGUAUUUCGCAGUGUUCGCAGAGGAGAGCCGAUAACGCUUCGCUGUCGGCUUAAGAACGUGAUUGUAGGCAAGCAAAAAUAGGUUGUGUUGCCAUUACGGGGCAAUUAUUCUUGUGUGCGCAUUGCGACACCCCUGCCGGUUACACCCCUGACCCCUCAUUAUCCCUAGUUUCCUGUUCCAGCCAGUUGUAAUCCCUAUAUCCCUUGUCAAAAGCCGUCUCGCGGCGCCAAUGCUGAACGCCUUAAGGCAGGGGCCACAAACUCACUUCAGCUAUCAUCACGAAACUUAGUCUACUUAUGUUUGAGCAAAAUGUCAGCUACCGUUGCCAUUUGAAGGAAUUAAGGCCUUUUUCACAGCUGCUAUAUGGGUCAGUUUUGAAGGGGAUUCAUCGUCAGGUUUCGAGAAACAUACCGAUAUUGAAUGACUGACAUCUGCACGCCGAUCUUGAAAUAUAGGGUGACCGGAUGGGAUGCCUCACGAAAAGGAUGCUUGAGACGAGUCACGUCUGUGUAGUUCAUGAACAUACUUACUACGGAAAUUUAAAAAAAACGGGGACGAAGACAGGCACGUGCGCGGCGGGCCGCUGACGAAAAGUCCGCGGGCCGCGUGUUUGAGACCCCUGCCUUAAGGAGUUUCUCGCAAUAAUUCAUUGUUCAGAAAAACGUCCUCUGGCUAGCAAGUGGUCCAAUGCUGGGUCUGAGCAAUAUCUUCUUUUCAGCGCAAACCGUGCUAAAAGAAUGUCGUAUAUGACGCACCGUAAGCCACUCUAUCAGGAGUACGAGACGCAAGCGGCUUCCUCCGUAGAUCCAGGAAGUCUCCACAAAGGAUAAUGCGGUUGUGACUGACCACCUUGCUCAGUACUGGUUGUGAUAAUCCCUAAAUCAAGGAUGCGCGCUUGAUGAGCACAGUCUAGGCGAUCCUUCAAUAUUGCUUUUAUGUGAUUUGGCGUAUGGUAAAACCUGCGCUGGUUCACUCGAAUUUGCAGCUUAAACGGCUGAGCCUCAUUAAUGCCCCUACAUCGUUUCUCGGCCAGGCAUGCGUCUGGUCUCAGAAAAACGUCGUUACUGUGAUGCAUGAAGCUUGUAUCGUGUACUACUACGCUACAAUUAGCCCACACAUCCGACGUGCAGCAAUAGGUGGCACAUGCUUUCAAUUGUGGUUGCGUGUGACCCCCAACAUGCCGCAGUAAGAAGGCGCGGCACAUUAAAAACGUGCUGCUGAACUACUUCAGUUACUGCCAAGACACUUGGCCGCACAUACUCGUGCGUGUUGCUAUGGCACCAUUGGUUUUCGUUCUGCUUGCUGCUUUUUAUGGACGUCUGUGUUCGCUUUGUCAUAAACGCCGUUACGCCAAGACUAAGCCAUUUUCGUCACUAAAAUAAUAACUCGCACAUGUCGUCGCUCUUGUUUUUACUAGUACCUUCAGCUUUUUAACUGAAAAAUAGCAACUAUUGGAGAUUGCUUUAUGUCUGCCCAAACAAUUCCUAAAGUUUUCGUCACUGUUGCAAAUUCACUGCUUGCCAACACCGGGUGCGCACAGCGCAAGACACACCCCAGAAGUGUUC